Molecule: messenger RNA, 2028 nt
Organism: Zychaea mexicana
Lineage: Eukaryota; Fungi; Mucoromycota; Mucoromycetes; Mucorales; Lichtheimiaceae
Exons: 5
Coding region: 1-2028 (675 amino acids)
Biological process (GO): regulation of DNA-templated transcription
Molecular function (GO): zinc ion binding; sequence-specific DNA binding
Source: RefSeq, a predicted model, not a curated record
AUGGCAUCAUUAGCAAGACCCCGAGCCAACAGCGAAAUGAUAUCGGGAAGCAAUGGCGACAACAGCAACAAGAGCACCAUGUCGUCGUCGUCCCACAACCUUGGUUGGAUAGCCGAGGCAUUUCUUCAGUACACACUGCCGGUCAAUCUCAAUCAUGAUUCGGUGUGUCCCGAUGGCAGUGGGUGGACCCAUCGGAUCCAGUCUCGUUUUCUUGGUGUCGCAUCGCUCAAGAUCGGAUCAAUGUUCCUCCCCAAUAUGGCAUCCUUUUACGAGAUCACCGAGUCGGAAAUUUCAGAGAUCGCGUCCUCAUCGUCGAAACGAUCGUCGCCUCUUCAAGAGUCCUCCGACAGUAACAAUGACCCGGAUAGUUGUGUGGAUGCGUUGCUCUCGCUCUCGACGGCCGAAAUUUUUUUGGGUCGCUCUUCGCCCAUGGCGUUGCCGCCGAAAAAGAGAAAGCGGCGACGCGUGAUCCGUUAUGAUGUGGUCUUUUGCUUGGAUACGCCUGCGUCAGUGGAUCCGUCGCCGGAUCGAGAGUACUUUUUGUUUCCUCGGGAUGCGGUCGUAGAGGCUGUGAAUCAGGCUUCUCCAUUUGAGGUCCUCGUAUCCUAUCAUCUUCCCAAAUCAUCCGAAUCAUCCACCUUGCAUUCCAUGUGUUUGUGUUCAUGUACAUGUAACAAUAGUUAUCCAUCCAAACUGGAAGAAUUUGCAGCCGUCUGCUCCUCCUCGGACCACUUUUCAACGACAUCAUCGGCAUCGGCGUCCUUAUUCUCCUCACGUCGCUCUUCGCAACGUCGACUAACGGAUCCGGGAUUGUUGUUGUGGAAACCCGAUUGCCAUGUAUUAAAUAUGCAGUUAUCCGGGGUAUCCAGGGAUAUGUACAUUGCUAUGAAACAAAGCGUAUCUGGGUUUGAGACUGUAUGCCAGCGUACCAUGGAACUGAUGCGGUUACAUACUGAACGAUUAACAUGCGAGAAAAAAGAAGAAGCCGCUACCAUUCCAAUGGCGCUGACUAAAACAGAAAUCCAAUCGGAAGAGGAGGAUAUGUAUGACAAACGGCCACUCCCAUGGAGCAGUGACGAAGAUUAUGAAGAUGAAGACGUUGAUGAUGAUUAUCAGGACACGGAUUUCUGCAUGACGUCGCCGCACAGCAAGUCAUCCUCAUCUGCACGGGAUUCGCCCCCCGCAUCUUCAACGACCCUUUCUUCUUCUGCUACUACUACUACCGCCAACAACAACAACAACAACAACCACAACAGCACCACCGUUCCCGCCACUACUACUACUACUACUGCUGCUGCAACACCUACUACCACCACCACAAGUUCAUCAAAACGAAAUACCAACAGCAAUAACUCUUCAUCACUGAAAAAAUGUUUGUAUUGUGGAUCAAAAUCGACACCCAUGUGGCGUCGAGGACCGCAGGGUGCAGGUACACUCUGUAAUGCAUGUGGAGUCAAAUGGAAACAUGGCAAAAUCUUGUGCGGAAACGAUUCGGGGCCACUAGCAUCAUCUUCUUCAGCAUCAGCAUCAACACCAUCAUCAACAGUUCCUUCCACAACAACCUCUUCGUCAAGGCGACGGAGUUCAUCUAAUAAGAGCAGUAGUAGUAAUAAUGAGCGAAAACGAAAGACGACAACCAAGAAGCGAAGCAAGGCAAAAGAACAACGGAAUAAACAACAACAACAACGGCCGCCACCGCCAUCAUCAUCAUCAUCAUCAGCUAUCAUCAUGGCGGAAUCGGAGGACGACGAUCUGAUGACUGGUGUUGUCCACUAUACCACAGCAAGUCCAUCCAUUCCACGGAGUAUUGGUGGUGGUGCUGCCUCAUCUUGGGAACCACAACACGCCAGCAGUCUUUCCUCUUACUCGCAAUCACUCGAUGACACUACCUUUAGCCCGCUUGAAUCCUUCUCUUCAUCUCCCAACUCUUCCACAUCCAUACAUGAUUCGAUGAUGCUCGACAAGUACUCUGCAGGUGUUGAUGCUGUCGAAGCUGCUACCGUCUUGACCUUGUUGAAACGAAGCUAG